This is a messenger RNA of Sipha flava (yellow sugarcane aphid), 893 nucleotides long. Its product is annotated as zinc finger MYM-type protein 5-like. The transcript is spliced from 2 exons. Lineage: Eukaryota; Metazoa; Arthropoda; Insecta; Hemiptera; Aphididae. Bases 124 to 840 code for a protein of 238 amino acids. The record is from RefSeq and is a predicted model, not a curated record.
UAAUAUAAUAUUGUAAUAAAUAAUAAUUAACAUUGAUAAUGUAUUAACAUGAUUUUAACCCAAAUGAUAUCGGCUUGAUGAAGUCUAGUUUGCCUAACAAUCAACAACUUUUAAGUGAAAUUAAUGUGGAUGGUAAUCAAUAAUCAAUAUAUUUGUUUUAUUCUUAUUUUUAUUAAUUUAAUUAAUUUAUUUAAUUUAGACGUUUUGAAUAUUAAUACAAAGCAAAACUUGGUCGACUCAACUGAAAUCAUACAAAUUUAUCCGCCAACAGAUUUGAUGCAUAAUAUCAACUUUGAGCCACAGCAAAAUGUAGUGCAAAUAGAUACGUUAAGUUUAGAACAAUUUCCCAAUGAUCUCGCUGUGAUGAACUCUAAUGUAUCUAGUGAACUUUUUGCUCAUUUUGCAUCUUUAGAGUCAUGCCAACCUUCCAAAUCACAAUUAAGUGGUUGUAUAUUUCCUACAAACCAACAAGGUAAUCGUCUAAGAUCAUUUCAUGAAAAAUAUUAUUUUAAAGAAAUUUCACUAGGAAGUUUUGUAAAACGCAAUUGGCUAUCAUAUUCUCCUUCUACCGAUUGCGUCUUUUGUAUAGUUUGUAAAUUGUUUGGAUUGCCAAAUGGAAAACAUGAUCAAUUUUCAAAACAUGGAACUAAUGACUGGAGACAUAUUUCAUAUAAAAUUAAAGUACACGAAUCUGCACCAGAACACUUACAGUCUGAAAUACGCCGCGUUAUGUAUACAAGUCAAUUAAGGGUUGAUGUGCAGUUAUUAUCAUCAUCAAAUUCACAGGUUGCAGAAAAUAGAGAAACUGUUAAAAUAAUUUUUGAAGCUUUAUUGUACUAAGCUCGGCAAAACAAUGCAUUUCGAGGUCACAGUGAACACUGGGGUUCAUCCAA